Molecule: messenger RNA, 2353 nt
Organism: Micropterus salmoides (largemouth bass)
Lineage: Eukaryota; Metazoa; Chordata; Actinopteri; Centrarchiformes; Centrarchidae
Exons: 4
Coding region: 282-1109 (275 amino acids)
Source: RefSeq, a predicted model, not a curated record
GUGUUAGACUGCGACUCUGCCUCCUGGUCUCAACUCUGGGUUGUCAUGGAUUUGGUCCACUAAUAAACUUGGCCAGAUUUCUAGAAAUGAGAGCUGCUACCCAGAAAGGAACAUGGACACAGCACAGGGAAACAAGUACAACCACAACAGGAAGUGUCUGCUCAUAUAUAUAUGAGCUUCAGUUCCUCAGUCCGUUUAUUGCAUUUCCACUUUAGAAACCUCUGACAUUCCUUUCAAACAAGGCAGUGUUCUACUUUUUCAUACUAUAACUAGUUGUAGAGAUGAUCGGUAGAGACAUAGCACUAGAAGCUUUGGGCAUACUCCUCAAUGCCAAUGUAACUUCUGUACAAAAUGCAGGAUCACAAUCUGGUUAUAACGGAGAUGUAGUUGAUGGACGAUCAGCACAGCAGCACCUGUCCAUCAAGAAUUUCAUCCCAACAAUCUUCGAUGCAGAUGAAACCAGCCUGGUGUCAAGAUCCACCUUUUCCAGGCUCCAAAGCUUCUUGGAAGAUGGUGUACAGGUAGAAGGCUUUGACGAAGUGGACAUGCCAACAAGAAAACAUUUCCUUAUCGACGAGAAUGAAUUCUUUCAUCCAAAUUAUGACUAUGAUUUCACCCAUUUGAAAGACACCAAGACUUAUUACAGAGGUGGAGAGGUGUAUGAACGCCCAUGUGGUUGGAAGCGUUUUGCCCUCAGGGUCCUGGAUAAGUAUGAUGGAAAUACCUGGCUGGGAAACCGAUACCGCAGCACAGAGUCAGUGCCAGGAGAGUGGCCUGUCUCCUACCAUGGGACAUCAAAGGAAGGUGCUGAAGGCAUCAUCGCAGGAUUCUACAAGCCAGGCCCACGGCAGCUGUAUGGCAGGGGGAUUUAUUCUACUCCAAACAUCACUGAAGCAAAAAACUACGCCAAAACAUUCACCUCCAAAAAUGAUGGCAAGAGAUACAAAGUGGUUCUGCAGAAUCGUAUCAACCCUGCGUACAGGCAGAAACACAGAAACAAUGGAGAUUACUGGCUGGUUUCCAUCCCAGAAGGAACAUCAGUGACAGAAGAGCAGAAGAUGGUAGAAAGGGCCAUCCGUCCUUAUGGCCUCCUGUUGAGGGAGGUCUAACAGGGCGAGAAGAAAACCCACAAAUUUGGCCACGUAUUUGUUUCCUCAGCUUUAUUUUGAAAAGCCAGUGGGUGGGUUGUCUCUGAAGCCAGUCUGUGAAAAAUACUCUGAUGUAGUCAAAUUAUAUUGAAUUCAAAAAAUCCAUUACUUUAUGUAGUAACUUGUUCUUUAGACUUGUGUCAAAAAUUCAAACAUACUGUACUGGCCUAUUUGUAUUUUUUGUAUUUGUAUUUUAAACAACCUGUUGUCCAGCACAGGAAAGUAGGAGGAGAAAGGAGGAGAAAACAGGCAGUAGGAGAGAGAGAUACAGAUUUAACAGCAGCUUUAGAGAGAUGCAUUUAAGUCAAAGAAGUUUGAUUAAUAACUCUUAAUUCUUAAGUUUGUGGGAAGGAGUAAAAUCUCACUUUUCUGGUGCAGUUUGGUUUAAAUCAGAUGUUGCUCUAUUAAGCAUUCACAUGAGGAGUCAAAGCUUUAUUUAACUGUACAUAAGGACUAUCAAUCUAGGUGGACUGAUAACAUUUUCCUUUCUCACUUUUCCUUUCACUCAGAGAACAGUGGUCACAGAGUAAACAGCAGUUAGUAAUGUGAUUUCUUGUAAGUGGGCAACUUUCUCUGCAGAGACCAAUGGAAUGAAAGUGAAACAAUCAACUUCCAUUUUAUAUGUUGUAUAGUCAUGAACCCUCCGCCGUGGCUGGCUGCCUAGUUACGUGUGUCAGGGUGGGUUUUGUUGUUUUUUGGUGAAGUGCGGGUGUGUUUUUGUUCUGUCUGUAUGUUUUUCUGUCUCUCAAUCUCUCCAGUCAGGAAAGUGAGCCUGGGCUUGAGGUUUGGCACUCCCAGGAUCUAUCUGUCAUCUGACUCCAUCCACCACACAGCAGCUCCAUAAAAACAACCUCACAUCCAGUAUAGUUAGAAUAGUUAGGGGACACCGGGGGAUGGUUGCAACACAGGACAGUUGUAACAUGUCCAAUUUCUGUAAUCAGGAACAAGUAGUAGCACCCUGUGGCAGGCACAGCCAAUUUUAAAAAGAAAAAAAUACACACAAAUAACACAAACAUUAAUGUUUAAUUGUUUUAUUGUUAUGUUCAAAUGUUAAAACCUGUAAGCUUCUCUGUGGGCCCAAGACGCCUGCUCUCCAGGAGUGGCAUAUGUCCAUCACCACUGUGAUGGUGCAUGAAACAAGCACGUUACUAAUAUGACUCCAAGUAACUAAGAUAUUUGGAUCAGCCCUACACAUCAAUAAUGUU